AUGGAUACAUCUUCAACCCCAAAAGCUCACCCCGGCCCCAUCCCCUCCCACGGUUCCUCAACUGGAGCACCCGGCAUCCCAGGCAAACUAGACACACGCUCGCAAUAUGACCCAGCCACAACGGGCUACAAUUCAGCCACAGGUUCUGGAUAUACCUCCUCAUCCGCUGGAGGACCGCACCAUCAGCACGAGCAGCGAGUCUACAUGGAAAAUGAAACUGCAGGUGGCUUGGGAGAGCCCAAGUCCACGAAAGUGAGCAAUGACGUUGGAAAGGGAGUCAAGGGUGCUGCAGCCGGUCUUCAUGGUGCUGGAGAGGCAAUUCGUGGAACGCUUACUUCGGCUGUUGACAAGGCUUUUGGAUCGGACGAAAGUGCGCAGUGGAAUGAAGAGAUUGCUCGUCGUGGUGAGGAUGAGAUUAGAUCGGGCAAGUUUGUGGGAAGAUCUAAGUGA
Messenger RNA from Penicillium taxi, 450 nucleotides. RefSeq names its product protein dprC (gene dprC). The transcript has 2 exons. NCBI's taxonomy places the organism in Eukaryota, Fungi, Ascomycota, Eurotiomycetes, Eurotiales, Aspergillaceae. The record is from RefSeq and is a predicted model, not a curated record. The coding region runs from base 1 to 450 and encodes 149 amino acids.